Molecule: messenger RNA, 3553 nt
Organism: Bufo gargarizans (Asiatic toad)
Lineage: Eukaryota; Metazoa; Chordata; Amphibia; Anura; Bufonidae
Gene: TGM1
Product: transglutaminase 1
Exons: 15
Coding region: 135-2381 (748 amino acids)
Biological process (GO): peptide cross-linking
Molecular function (GO): protein-glutamine gamma-glutamyltransferase activity
Source: RefSeq, a predicted model, not a curated record
GGGGGCCUGCUCAUGGGUCUGCUAAAUGCUUGAGCCUUCCUCUGCUACAUACAGUAAGACUGCUUCCGAGACAAGACUACUUAUCAUAUACAUGGCUGUUUAGAAGAGGAGAAAGCUAUUACAAAAUAUAAAACAUGUCACGGUAUGUGGAACGGAAGAAGUCCUGGUGGCAACGAUGCUGUUCUUGUUGCUCCAGAGGGGAAGAUGUUGAGGAUUAUGUGAGAGGACCUGGAGGACCAGGACCAGGACCAGGCAGACCCUCUGACAGAAAUACAAAUGGAGACUACUCUGGAGAAGGCGACAGAAUUCCAGAUAGAAACACUGAACCAGGACGCAACAAUGAUGAUCUGCCAAUGCCCACAGGCACAUUACAAAUUCAAAGUGUUGACUUACUUAAUUCUCGGAACUCGGAAAAUCGCAAGUCCCAUCACACUGAUGAGUUUGAAUGUGAUGAACUAAUUGUAAGGAGAGGACAACCCUUCCAGAUCUGUGUCACCACCCAACGUCCUUUUAAUCCUAAGAGUGACCAAUUCUGCAUCAUUAUGCAUUUAGCAAAUUCCCAACCGAUCACUGUACCAUUUGUCAAUGAAUUUGAUGAGGGUGGCUGGGGAUGUCAAGUGUCUGAAGAUAGCGGACAAAAAGUUAUACUAUGGGUGAACACCUCUGCACAGGCUGCUGUGGGAAAAUAUCAGCUCAGUGUUAGAAGUGGCGCAGGAACCUACAAUGACUCUAACCUGAAUGUCUACAUCCUGUUCAACCCUUGGUGUCGCAUGGAUGCUGUAUUUAUGGACAAUGAAGCAUGGAGGCAAGAAUAUGUUCUCAAUGAAAUUGGAAGAAUUUACUAUGGCACAGAACAUCAAAUUGGAGAACGUUCCUGGAAUUAUGGACAGUUUGAUAAGGGGGUUCUGCAAGCUGUACUGUACAUACUGGAUCGUGGAGGUAUCUCACCUGCAUCAAGAGGCGAUCCCAUAACUGUUACCCGAGUUAUAUCUGCUAUGGUGAAUUCCAUGGAUGAUAAUGGUGUUGUUGCUGGAAGCUGGUCUGGUGAAUAUGCUGAUGGUGUAAAUCCUGUUGCUUGGGUAGGCAGUGUGGAUAUUCUGCUCCGGUAUCACCAGACUGGAACCCCUGUAAAAUACGGCCAGUGCUGGGUAUUCGCUGCUGUUACAACAACAGUGCUCCGUUGUCUUGGAAUCGCAGGACGUACGAUUACCAAUUUUGCCUCAGCUCAUGACACUGAUGGAAAUCUAACAUUUGAUGUCUACUUUGAUGAAAACAUGAAGCCAUUGGAGGAUAAAAACAGUGAUUCUGUCUGGAAUUAUCACUGUUGGAAUGACUGCUGGAUGACCCGCCCUGACCUGCCAUCAGGAUACAGUGGAUGGCAAGCCAUUGAUGCCACACCUCAAGAGACCAGCAAUGGUAUAUACUGCUGUGGUCCUUCUCCUGUCCUUGCCAUCAAGAAUGGUUUAGUCAAUAUCAAAUACGACACUCCUUUCAUUUUUGCAGAGGUGAACAGUGAUAAGGUCUUUUACCAAAGAAUGGAAAAUGGGAAAUUUAAGCAGGUCCAUGUGGAGGAACGCGCAGUUGGACAUUGUAUCAGCACCAAAGCAGUGGGAUCCAAUGCAAGAGAGGACAUCACUUAUCUGUACAAACAUCCAGAAGGAUCCGCAGAGGAGCGUAAGGCAGUGCGCACAGCUGCACAGUAUGGUGAUAAACCACUGGCAGAUGUGGAGGCAGCAGAUAUAGGAGAUGUCUCUCUUAGCGUUGAGUCACAAGAUGGUGUAUCCAUGGGCAGUGACAUUCAUGUUCGUAUCUUAUUGAAGAAUGGUAGCGGAAGCCGUCGCACUGUGUCUUUAUCCAUGGCCAUUGCUGUUAUGUAUUACAACGGAGUCUGCAAAGAGUCAUUCAAGAAAGAAGAUUGUAAUGUAUUGCUGAACCCAGGAGAAGCCAAGACAGUGGGAAUGACAGUGGCUUACAGUGAAUAUCGUACACAACUUGUGGAUCAGUCAGCCAUGAUGUUAACCGUUUCUGGAAUUGUCAAAGAAUCUAGCCAGAAAUUAGCCAACCAGCACACAUUCAGGAUACGGACCCCAGAUCUCAUUAUCAAGGUCCGUGGUGAAGCAACUGUUGGUCAACAAAUUGUGGCAGAAAUCAUAUUCCAGAACCCUCUCCAAACAACUUUGCACAAUGGCCGCUUCCACGUGGAAGGGCCUGGACUGCAAAGGCCAAAGGUUGUACAAGUUGGAGAUAUUGGGCCAUUGAAGACUAUUUCCAUCACAGAACGAUUUACACCUCGACGUUCUGGCAAGCGUCAGCUAAUGGCAAGCUUUGAGAGUGAUGAGAUGAGUCAAGUACAUGGAGUCACUGAAAUAAUGGUACAAUGAAGACCUUAUUUUGAGCCAAAUCCAGUUUUAUUCGGAGCCAACCCGUAUUAAUUUGUCAGUAUUAAUUAAUACCAUGGGAACUCUAUAUCCUCCUCGGACUGAAAAAAACUACUGAAUAUUUCUGUUUUCGUUAAUCAAUCUUUCUAGUAUAUCGAGAUAUCCAAAAGGACUAAUGUGACGUGUGGUAUUACAUUUGUGACAGUGGACACCUACCAGAAUCCUAGCAGAAAACGCUGUAAGCGAUCUCUGUAAUCUGAUUUAGGAACCCAACCAAUAAGAUGUCUUACAUAUAGCUCACUAAAAAGAAAUCUAGUCACUCACAAUAGUAUUUUUUGGAAAAAUGUGUCCCUUUCUAGUUAUGUGGUAUUCACAGAUGAAUAAGGACACGUAUAGCAGAGGAAACAAAUGUUAUUACAAUUGAAAUGUACACUCACUGCAAAUUAUUUUUGUAUCUAUUUGUCAUACUUUGGGGUAAUAUAUUAAAUUAUAUAAUAGGAUAUGCAAUAUCGUCAAACUGUGAGCCUUUACCCAUCAUUCUGAAAUCUGUACAUACCUGUAGAAACUAACAAUUAAUGUAUAGUUCUGACAUACUUAUUAUAUUUAUUAUUUCAAUGAAGAAACUAAAAGUUGUUUAUACCAAAAGGGCGAGGUUAUAAUCAUUCUGCAUACUCCUUUGCCCAUCCUGUAUUACACCCAUUUUUUGCCAUUGACAAAUACCUUGACCAAGAAGCUGGUUACUUGACAUACAUAAUGUAUGUCCUCUAGAGAAACAUUAAUUUUUUUAUAAUAUGAAGGCAAUACUGUUCUAAUAUUCUAUCAUUAAGUUAUACUCCCACAAGGUACAGAUGUAGCAGAGCUGUACUAGGCAAUUGGAGAAAGCUAUUGUGCUAGGUUUACCUGCAGUCCUGAUAUAUACAUUGUACUGUACUAACAGUAUAGUUAUCUGGUAAUUAUGGUAUGCCAACUAAGAGAGACAGUCUCUACACCUGUAUAUGCCAUAUAUGUAUUAUAGGGAGUACCACAUUGUUUUACCAGUCUGUAUCCACGUACAGUACGUGACUGAUAUGUGACUGCAUAGACAGACUGUGAUGAGAAAAAGCACUGGAUUUAACUGUGCACUUUUAUUUGUUAAAUAUAUUUUUGUUUCAAUAAAUAUUUUAUAUUAAUCUCUA